AGUACGAUUUAUUUCCAAUUGUCAGAACGCGCCGUCUUAGCAGAAGUUGCACACAAAAAUUACGCGCGAAAAUAGAACUGGGUUUAUGAGCAGUUCUUAUAUAUCUUACUCAGAUCUGUUCUGCUUACGCGCAUUACGUUGCGUUCUCUAUGCACGCAAAAUAACCUUUGCCUGCUCGUCACAAAGCUUUUCAUACGUAAUUAUAUAUAUAAAACAUAUAUAUACAUAUAUGUAGAAAAAAAGUGGGAUCCGGUUCAAUUAAUUUUGAAAAAAAAACAAUUAAAAGAUGUAUAAGAAUGUAACAAUGGCAUUUUUUACAUUGAAAUUCUUCUGUAAAAAAAAUAACGGAGGGACUCUCAGUUUCUCAUUUAUAUGUCGAGUUACGUUUAUUUGAUAAAAAUUGACAUUGCGCAAGACAGAGAUUAAAGUAAAGUUCAGAUGCUUUGAUACAGCGAAGGAGUUGAUGAAUUCUCUGAAUGGAGCGCGACUGACUUGCCUCGCAUUUGCUGGUGCAUUUAUAUAAAGGGCAAAACAAAUGUGUUGCACUUGAAACACACAGCUUGACGCAUAUGACGGGCCAUAUGGCUGUUCUUGGAGGAAUCCGUGCGUCUAUAAAUAGCCUGCAUACAUUUCAUCCCUUCGUCACUUCCAUGUACAGAAAAGACUAAGAGCUGCAUCAUAACUCGAGAAAUAUCACUUUUUUUUCUUCUAUUGAAGCAACAUUAAUACAGCCUUGGCCAAAAACAUUUGCCAUCUAUGUGAAACCUCAAUAACUUCAAAUUAUUUUACAUUCGGGUUAAAUAAGCAAUGCCAGUUGUUGGCUUUCAGUUUUUCUAUAACGAUUUAUGGUGUAAAAUCGAGUUUACUGCUGUAAACGUUUCGCGACUUGCCCUUGCGUGUUUAUGAUAUGACGCUUUGUUUAGAUUAUUCAGUUUAGCGUGCCGAUACGUAACAAUAUACAAAAUACUUGAUUAGAGUCGAAAGAAGUUACAUUGCUGAGAAUUGAAGGGGUGGCAAGUACUUUUGGUCAAGGCUGUACAUGUAUAAAUUCAGAGAUUGAUACGUGAAACAUAAUCGAUGUAAAAUUAUAGUAUUUUAAAGAGGGAGGGAAUUUGUAAAUAUUGAAAGUAUAAAACUCUCCAUGGAUGUCACGCACUUUAAUUAAUUCUUAUUUGACGAAAUUAAUGCGUGAAACAGUUUAAAAUAGAAGAUUUUAAAGAUACAUAUAUACAGGAAAUAUUAUAUUAUACAUUAUUUAAAGCUGAGAGUCAUAUUUAAGUAACGUAAAAUACAUAUCUAUCGUUCGUAACUAAUUGUAUUAACAGACAAUGAAGUAAAUGAGUGAAAUAAUUCCUUGACGUACGUUGGAACACAGAAUGCUGCGCUCUAUGUAGCUACCACUGACGAUUGAGUAUAAUUUAGUGUGACUGAUGAUUUCUCUCUCUACGGUCUCUCGGGGUCAUCGUGCAUGACCUGCGUUUUUCUUAUCUCGAUGGCAGUGCAUUCAAUUAGAAGCAGGAAAGAAGACCACUGUGUGUAGCUUACAGAAAUAGUGGGCACCUUUGUUCGCCAUCGUUACAUACGUUGUAGGUUCAUUGCUUUCGUAUUAUCUUCUCGAUCAGAUUUGAUAAGUGCCCGUCGCGUCAAAGGGACCACUCCGCUCGACCUGACGCCGCCGAGCAAAACAACGCGGUAGAUUAAAUCGGUUCCCUGGAGAAACAGCUCUAACAAGACAAUGAAACUGCCUGUUCUUCUAACGCUCUUGUGUUGCUCUUGCAUCGACGUCAGCUACACCCGGGAAAUAACACACGAAGACAUCAAGGAUGCUAUGUUGAGCUUGGUACAUAUGAUGCGAGAGAAUACGGAGAAGCUGGAGAGGCACGAGGCGAGAGAACGGCAGCUGGGCGAACAACUGAAAAAGACAAUAGCUAUCCUGACGAAGCGCGUGUCCGUCGUGGAUGGCCUGAAGCUGCAAUUGACCAAGAUGGAUGAGAGAGUCGCGGGAAUAGAACAUUUGAUCGCACAGAAAGAUGAGAGGGAGCGCAUACAGAUGCAAAAGACCGUGGACAGUCUGGAGGAUCUGGAGAAUCGCCUGGAAGGUUGGCUGACGAAUAUCGACAGUAAGAUAGCGGAGCUAAACAAUCGCGCCGAGGUGACGUCUGCCCCGAACGGCAAUCUUCCCGACGUUCUCACCAAGCUGAGUGGCAUGGAGAGUAAUUUGAUGGAAGAGGUUGCGAGAUUCAGGGAGGGUCUGCAUAAUAACGCGGCAAAGAUGAAUAAAGAGUCAGCAACGCUGAUGGAGAAGACGCACACAAUCUUCUCGGAGAUGCAAUAUGUAUCCACGAAGAUCGGGGACCUCGAGAAAUCGCUGGAAAAGUUAAGACAGGUGACUCAGAGCGUGCAGGAGAGACCGUCGGAGCGGCAAUUGGAUCUGUCGCCAGCUUUUGAGGAUCACGUCAGGACAUUGGUGCAAGUGCAAGAGCUGCUGGAGGGCACUUCUGACAGAUUACGAGAAUUACCUAGGAUAAACGAGAUGCAGGCGCUCCACAACGAGACGCAAGCUAUGUUACAGGAGGCUAAGCAUGCGUUGAACGAUAUCGUUACACGGGGCAUCGAUAAUAUCGGGGAUAAAAUAACGGAGGGCAAAGAAGAAACGAAGGAUUCGGUGGCGGCGUUACGAAUGGACCUGGCUAACAAUGCAGAACGCGUUAACCAGGAGCUACAGAAUCUGGAAAAGGGCCAGUCCGUGAUGAUUUCUAUGGCCGAUCAUGUGCUAGAUACGAAGAAGAGAGUGGAGUACGGCGUACAUCAGAUCCUGCUGGAAGUGGGCGAGUUGGUGAAGACCCAGGGUGUCAACAUUAACAGCACUCUGAGCCAGAGGUUCGACGGAAUCUCAAAUGAUAUCAUGGAUAACCAGAAUGGUGCCUUGGCGAACCUUACCAGCAAGAUGGAACAAGAAAUGGACAAAGUCUGGCGGCAGAUCAAUGUGAUGUACCAGCAAAUGACGGAAAGCGCUCGAGCUCUAGAUAAGCUGCAUCAACAGAAUGAAGCCUAUGUUAAUGGCACGACAUCUACCAUGGGUGGAAUGGAGAAUAAAGUAGGCGAGAUAACGAAACGCAUGACGGAGGUGGAUGAGAACUUGAACUACUUGCUCGGCCGCCUGUCCUUGGUCACGCAGGAAUUCAAUCAGAUUAAGACAGGAUUAGGGAACGCGUUGGAUAACAUCAAAGCUUCUUUCAAGGUGGUUCAGGAGAAGGCGUUGGAUCUGACUCAUCCGGGUCCCCAUCCACUACCGGACAACUAUAACAACCCGAUCGAAUCCGAGACCAGGAAGCCAGACGGUAAGCCUCCACCGGACUUGACGGGUUAGGCCAAUGUAUACUCCAAGAGAACCUUGAGUCAAUAGAUUCUCGAAGCAUUUUGAUCAAUUACGUUUAUCUGCUGAGAAAAUAUAAAAUAUCGCAAACACUGAAA
This is a messenger RNA of Vollenhovia emeryi, 3474 nucleotides long. RefSeq names its product centromere-associated protein E. The transcript is spliced from 8 exons. Lineage: Eukaryota; Metazoa; Arthropoda; Insecta; Hymenoptera; Formicidae. The record is from RefSeq and is a predicted model, not a curated record. The coding region runs from base 1736 to 3370 and encodes 544 amino acids. Gene Ontology annotation, cellular component: plasma membrane.